AGGGCCCGUGCGGCUCGCAGAUUGGCUGAAGCGCGACACGCAGCCAAUGCGGAUACCCUGGGAGCCGAGCACCCCAUCGGAGUCUAAGGGGUGCUCAGUCUUGGGGUUACCGGCCAGCGAUCAGGGAGAUGGACGUGGCGCGGAAUGGCGCGCGGGGCAGUGUGGAGAGCCCGCCCAACAGGAAGGUCUAUAUGGACUACAAUGCCACCACACCUCUAGAGCCCGAAGUCAUCCAGGCUGUGACGGAAGCCAUGAAAGAAGCCUGGGGAAACCCCAGCAGCUCAUAUGUAGCAGGUAGGAAGGCCAAGGACAUUAUAAACACAGCUCGGGCAAGCCUGGCCAAGAUGAUAGGGGGAAAGCCCCAGGACAUCAUCUUCACUUCUGGGGGCACCGAGUCCAAUAAUUUAGUAAUCCACUCUACGGUGAGAUGCUUCCAUGAGCAGCAGACCCUGCAGGGGCGCACGGUUGACCAGAUCAGCCCUGAGGAGGGGACCAGGCCCCAUUUUAUCACUUGCACGGUGGAGCAUGACUCCAUCCGGCUGCCCCUGGAGCACCUGGUGGAAGAUCAAGUGGCAGAGGUCACUUUUGUCCCAGUGUCGAAGGUAAAUGGGCAGGUAGAAGUUGAGGAUAUCCUGGCCGCUGUCCGUCCCACAACAUGCCUUGUGACCAUCAUGUUGGCCAAUAACGAGACUGGUGUCAUCAUGCCCAUCUCUGAGAUCAGUCGUCGCAUUAAAGCCCUGAACCAGAUCCGGGCUGCCUCGGGGCUACCCCGAGUCCUGGUGCACACAGACGCUGCUCAGGCACUGGGGAAAAGGCGAGUGGAUGUCGAGGACCUGGGCGUGGACUUCCUGACCAUCGUGGGGCAUAAGGCCUCUCCCAACACAGGACUGGACCAGGAGUCUAACACUGCUGGUCCUCAGGCUGAGCUGGACCCUGGACCCUGGCUCUUGUGACUCUCACACGCCAAAGUAGUAGCAGAAAGACAGCCCAGGCCACAAGGAAACAGCAGGAGCUUCCCCAGAGCUACCCGGAGCACUUUGUGCCUCUCGCACUCAGACACAGCGGAGCAGGUGACCCGGCAGCUCCCAGUGAGUAAACGACUGGUUUUCCCUUCCAGUUCUACGGCCCCAGGAUCGGUGCUCUGUAUGUGCGAGGGGUCGGUAAACUUACCCCCCUGUACCCCAUGCUGUUUGGAGGUGGACAAGAGCGGAAUUUCAGGCCAGGGUAAGGUUGAAAGUCCACGAGCUUCUGUCCGGCUGGCCAAAUACUCCUGUGGUCGGAGUCAGUGACGUUCUGCCGUUUCUUUCAGAAGUGCAGUCCACAUCACCCCAAACCAGAACCGGUCCUACUGAUUGGUUUCCACAGUGGGACUCAGAUCCGCAGUCUCUUGGGGUGACUCAGAGCAUGCAGUAGGAGUCCCCCUUCUCAGAAAUGCUCCAGAGCAGUGGGCUCCCUGUGUGAUGCAGCGCUGGACUCUUCUCUCAGUGGGGGCUCAGCAGGCGCAGAGGGUGCCCCGUUUUCCUUUGUGAGAGCCCUGGGUCUCCACUACACACGUGGUGUUUUAACCCAAAUCAGUGCCCGCACCACUUUCGUUAGGACAUCUAAGGAGAGGGAGAGGGUAACAAUUCAGAGACAGCGGAGGCUCCUUGGCUCGAAUUCCACAGCCAGCUGUUGAGAAACACUGCUAGGGGAAGGCAGGAACUGCCCCCGCUGAAGCCCGCAGGCAGGCAGGCCAGCCAAUCAAGGAGAGGAAACACUAGGCAAUAUCUGCUCUAGUCCAUUCUCACAGGGCAGUGUGCCGCCCUCACCAGCCAGCACCACAUAGACCCCAGGCUUCCAACCAGUCUGUAUGGAGCACUGCAGGCCUCACCAUGGCGUCAAAAGAGACCAAGGGGACCCUGGAAGUCUCCACGCAUCGAUAACAGGACACAUACUCUAUGGACAUCAAGUGAGAGCUGUGGUUUCUGCUUCCCACUGGCAGCAUUGGGAUACAAGUCCUCUCUGCAGAGCAGAGUCAGGGCAAGUCAGGAAGAGCAGAAAAGUUAGCCAAGAGAAAUUCUUCCAGCAUGUGAAAAUGUCCGGGUAUCUCGUCAAGGCCCAGAGAGAUCUUAAAGCAAGUGUCACCAAAUGGAUGCUAACCCCAAGAGAGUGAGAUGAGACAGCAGGCUCCAUACAUGUGCGACAGCAAGGGAUCAUGGGAGCACUCGAAAUGAGUGAGGGCUGGGGAGCACUAUAGGAAGAUCCAACUGGACAUUUCAAAUUAAAGUCUACAGUAACUGUGUGGCUGCGUGGAUGGACUCACAUAAUCCUGCAGGAUAGCGGGGACAAAGGAAAGGAGAGAGAGAGAGAGAGAGAGAGAGAGAGAGAGAGAGAGAGAGAGAAACCAGACACCAGGAAAUAGAAAACUGGACUGAGCAUCGAGGACCUCCAAGGCCAUCAAAAGUGGUGUGACUCAUGCACCAUUGAUCCCUUCAAAGGAAAGAAGACAGGACAGGACUAAAAAGGUCACCUGAGGAUAUAGAGCUGGCCUCAGUGGCACACGCCUUUACUCCCAGCACUCAGGAGGCUGAAGUAGGUGGAACUCUGUGAGUCUGAGGCCAGCUCAGUCUACAGAGAGUUCCGAGAUAGCCAGGGCUGCACAGUGAGACCCUCUCUUUAAAAAAAAAAAAUCAAGACCAAAAUGAUGGUGAUGAUGAUGGUGGUGAUGAUGAUGGUGAUGACGACGAUGAUGGUGGUGGUGACGAUGAAGAAGAAGAUGAUGAUAGACAGCCAGCCUCCAGCCUCUCAAGUAAGAGACUGAAGCACAGGUACAGAGAGCCUGAGGCACAGAGCAAACAAGCAAAAAGCCAGGAUAAAGCCAAGGAAACACCUAGACAUUUAUGUGUGAAACAGAGGAAGAGAAACUUUGAAAGCAGCCAGAGACAGACAGCAUCUGACUGAUGAGAGGAAAGUGCUUUGAAUGACAGGCUUCACGUGGUUGUGCACCGUCCUGAGGGAGAGCAGUCAAGUUAGAAUCUCCACCUGGUGAACAGGUCUUCACAUCUGCAGAGGAAAUCAAGGUGUGGCCAGAUGAAGAGAAACCAAGAAAAGUUGAGGGAAAAAACAAAACAAAACAGUAGGAAGCCCUUCUCGAACUCUUGGCCUUUCCUUGAAGCUUAAAAACAAAUAAGAUUAGAACAGUGUCUGGUGUGGUUAUCAAUGUGUAUAAAGUGAACAUUUAAAAUGGAUGUACAAAGGAAAAACCAUAGAAGGGAUAUUACUAAAUAUGUUUGGCAUUUGUAGACAGGAGUCAUGUAGGUCAAGCUAGCCUUGAACUCUGACCCUCCUGCCCCUACCCCUCAGCACUGGUUACACCUGACUCUAUGUCUCUUCUGACUGGUAGAAUGAUAAAAUCAAUAGGCUGAAAAGUUUUACCAAAACAUAAUAAUACAUUAAUACAAUGUAUAUAAUUCUGCAACCUGGUUGGGGGGGGACACUUUAAAAAAAGAUGAAUAGGUAUAUCCCCAAAUUAAAAUUUAAAGACCGUACAGUACCCCCACCAAAGCAAACAGGAAGAUCUGAAAGUAUGGUCAAUGGUAGGGAUACUGGCUUAGAAUACAUGAGGCUGUGGUUAGGGCAGGGCCACAAAACACUGGGGGAAAGCAGGUUCAAGCCCAGCUGCCUCAGUUUAUUUUCUUGUCACUGUGAUAGAACACUUUGGCAAAAGUGGCCAGAGGGAGGGAGGAGGGGUUUCUCCUGGCUCACAGUUCAAGGGUUCAUGCAGUCUGUCAUGGUGAGAAGUCCAGGAGGCAGGCCUUCCCACCUCAAUUAAUGUAAAAUGAUAAUCUCUCCAGGCGUGCCCAGAACCCCAACUCAUAGGAGAUUCUAGACCCUAUCAAGGGGACAACUGAUACUAACCAUCGCGCUGCCAUUUCAAUAGUGAUGUCAAAUGUAAAUGGUUUAAACACAUUGCAUAAAAGAAUUUUUAUGGGCUGGAGAGAUCACUUAUCUGUGAAAAGCACUUGCUAUUCUGUUCCCAGCA
Messenger RNA from Rattus norvegicus (Norway rat), 4021 nucleotides. The record is from RefSeq and is a predicted model, not a curated record. NCBI's taxonomy places the organism in Eukaryota, Metazoa, Chordata, Mammalia, Rodentia, Muridae.